GCCCGAUUGACUGUUGCACAACCCCAAUACCACCAUCAUGUCGUCUCGAUCUCUCUGGAGGAGCUUACAAACCCAAACCAGACGGCGAUUGGCCGUGUCCGAAACUCCCUACCGGUGUUUCUCCUGCACACGACAGGCCCAGGCUCUACCGCCCAAGCCGGGCUCCGAGGAGGAGCGAUUCACCCAUUUCGGCUUCCAAAAUGUCCCCGAGUCGCAGAAGGAGUCAAUGGUGAAAACCGUGUUUAGUUCGGUCGCCUCCUCCUACGAUGUCAUGAACGACAUGAUGUCGCUGGGCAUCCACCGGCUGUGGAAGGACCACUUCGUCCGCUCACUGAACCCGGGCUCCUCGCUGCCCUCGCGCGAACUGGGGACGACCGGGGGCUGGAACAUCCUCGACAUCGCGGGCGGUACGGGCGACAUCGCGUUCCGCAUGCUGGACCACGCGACCAACAUCAACCACGACACGGCGACGCGGGUGACGAUCGCCGACAUCAACCCGGACAUGCUGGCGGAGGGCAAGAAGCGCAGCAUCCAGACGCCGUACUACAACACGGACCGGCUCUCCUUCCUGGAGGGUAACGCGCAGAGCAUGCCCUCGAUCCCCAGCAACUCGGUGGAUCUGUAUACGGUCGUGUUUGGCAUCCGCAACUUCACGGACAAGCAGGCGGCGCUGAAUGAGGCCUUCCGCGUGCUGAAGCCCGGGGGUGUGUUUGCGUGCAUGGAGUUCAGUAAGGUCGAUAACGCCUUGUUUAAUGCCGUCUACAAGCAGUGGAGCUUCAGCGCCAUCCCGUUAAUCGGGCAGUUGGUCGCCGGCGACCGCGAGAGCUACCAGUACCUGGUGGAGAGUAUCGAGAAGUUCCCCAGUCAGGAGGAGUUCCGGGGCAUGAUCCAGAAGGCUGGCUUCUUGAUCCCCGGUCGUGGGUUCGAGAAUCUUACGGGAGGAAUUGCGGCGAUUCACAAGGGGAUUAAGCCGUUGGUGAGGAAUUAAGGGAGAGGAAGAGGCGGCAAAGAUGUGAUUGUAAUUGUAUGUAACUAUAGUUAACGGUAACUAAGUUAGUUCAAUGGACGAAGUUGAC
Molecule: messenger RNA, 1076 nt
Organism: Aspergillus saccharolyticus JOP 1030-1
Lineage: Eukaryota; Fungi; Ascomycota; Eurotiomycetes; Eurotiales; Aspergillaceae
Product: class I SAM-dependent methyltransferase
Exons: 2
Coding region: 38-988 (316 amino acids)
Biological process (GO): ubiquinone biosynthetic process
Molecular function (GO): methyltransferase activity
Source: RefSeq, a predicted model, not a curated record